Molecule: messenger RNA, 5270 nt
Organism: Pseudo-nitzschia multistriata
Lineage: Eukaryota; Bacillariophyta; Bacillariophyceae; Bacillariales; Bacillariaceae
Source: the annotation of a GenBank genome assembly
GAUUAUCAGUAGGGUUCCAUAGCUUUCCUCCAAAGUUUUCCAAGUACACGUUAACUCUGUGGUGACAGAAAGCGAAAAUAGCUGUGAACUCGAUCGUUGGAGCUACUCUCUUAUCUUCCUCUUGUUCGAAGACGACGUCAAAGUUCAAGCUGAUACGAUGCUAUUUCCCAAGGAAACAGAUUCCAAACGCAUCGUUCGCGUCGCCACGUACCAACCUAAGUUUAGCACUGGGAGUCGUCGCCAUCGCAUUCGGCUCUAUAAUGUUGUUUUUCUUGCCCUUUAUGUCUACCAAAUUAUGUGGGUGACGUCCACGAUUGGUGAACCCUACAGAAAGUUUCUCGAAAAGGCCGAUCGCGAAGGCUUUGAGGUUAUGGAAGGAUCAACGAAGCUGCGCGCCGAGUUAGAACACGCAUUUGCGGACAUUAAUGACCCAAAUCGCCGAACCAAGAAAAUAGGCAUGUUUGACUGGAUGGACAUGGACAUCGAAGAGCUUGCCGCCGAAAAGAAAAAGGACAAGGAAAAAUCAGUCCUGGAUUCUCUACCCAAAAACAUGAGAGUUCCGUCGAGAUAUGCCACUGAGUUUACCCCGACUUUGAUCCUUGGAAUCAUUGCUAUCUUGCAUGCCUUGGUGUUGCUUAUGCAGUAUUGGUCCGUGGCAUUUUUGGUAUGGAUCAAUUACAGAGAAAUAGAUGCGGAUGCCUCUGAAUUGCCAGAAGAGAUGAUGGAGCUGGAUCUCGAAGAAGACGAGAUAAAACUUGCUGCUUGGAAGAAGAAAGCAAAGAAGUCUGAGGUCAUGAUGGAUCGAGCCAUUACCAAUAUACCAUCCAACCUGCCCACUCAUGCCAGAAUCGUUCCGGCGAAGGGCCGGCAUGUUUUGGUUCCGUUGGAAUACCAUCCCACACUCGGUAUGACAUUUGAAUACCAUCGGCGGCGUUAUGUCUAUGAUCCCGAUACUUCAGAAUGGUCGAAAAUCCGGUGCGGUACAACCUUUGGAAAAGAGUUCUUGGAGACAUGGACAGGAUUUGAUUCGGAAAUGCAUCUUGUGUCGGGUCAGAUCCGGUAUGGUCCCAACGCCUUUAGUGUGAAACAACCCACGUUUAUCGACCUUUACAAGGCGCAGCUGCUGUCGCCCUUUACAGUCUUCCAGGUAAGUGUUAUCGAAUUGAUAUCCUGCGAUUAUUUAAUGAUAAAAUAUCAACGUCAUUGGUUCUCACUAUUUGCUUUUGCUGUCAUGUUCUUAGAUCUUCUGCGUCAUUUUAUGGAUGUUGGAUGAAUACUGGCAGUACAGGUAGGUUUGACUAGAGACGAGACGUGGCAUAAAUUCAAAACCCAACAUCAAACGCCUCACUUACCUUGCCUUUCCUCCCACUGCUAGUUUCUUCACUCUUUUUAUGGUACUGACGUUUGAAGCCACUGUCGUAUUUUCUCGCAUUAAGAGUUUGUCUGCGCUUCGUGGAAUGGGCAACCAGCCCCGUCCCGUUUUAGUGUACCGCUUGAACAAUUGGGUUAGCGUCGAAACGACAGAACUUUUACCUGGCGAUAUCAUGAGUCUAACUCGAGUCAAACCCCACUUUGCUACAGCAAACGACGGCAAAAAGAAAAAAAUUGUAUCGAAGAAGGUGGAAGAUGAGGGAGGAGAUUUGAUUCCUGCUGAUUUAUUGCUGCUCCGAGGGUCUACAGUCGUUAAUGAAGCCAGUCUCACUGGAGAGUCUGUACCACAGAUGAAAGAAGGGCUCUCCGAAAUGGAAGAUGGCGAACAUUUGAAUAUGAAAGGAAGAAAUAAAAUGAAUGUGGCCUAUGCCGGAACAAAGAUGUUGCAAUGUAAGGGGGCUGCUGAAAUCGAUUCCCAGGUUGGGGAGACGAAGUCUUUUACACCAAGCAUUCCAAACCCACCCGACAAUGGCUGUGUGUGUUUUGUUCUUCGAACAGGAUUUUCUUCACAGCAAGGAAAACUUGUUCGAAUGAUCGAAGGGUCACAAGAAAAGGUGAAGGGGCACGAAAAGGAAACCGGUUUACUGCUACUGUUGCUCUUUUUCUUUGCAAUCACAAGUUCUGGUUACGUACUGUACCAUGGUCUUCAAAGCGACAAACGAAGUAAAUUCGAAUUAUUGCUGCACUGUAUCAUGAUUGUCACUAGUGUCAUUCCUCCUGAGCUCCCAAUGCAAAUGGCACUUGCUGUCAACAAUAGCUUGAUGACGUUGAUGAAACUUCAUAUCUUUUGCACGGAACCUUACCGAGUUCCUAUUGCCGGAAAGUUAGACGCAUGUCUUUUCGAUAAGACAGGAACACUAACAACUGAUGAAUUAGUUGCUGUUGGUGUCUGUCAGCCGUUGAAAUUACGUGUGCCAACAGGAAAAGAAGACGAAGACUYGAAAUUUUUGACUCCUAUGAUUCAGAUCCAUGACGAAGCCGCAUUAGUGUUGGCCGGGUGCCACUCACUUGUUCAUAUUGAAGGUGAAACCACUGGAGAUCCUUUGGAAAGUGCUCCCUUGAAGUCAAUGAGAUGGGAACUUUCGAAAGAAAACGGAAAUGCGGUGCCCUCUGCUGCAACUGAGAAGAGGCCCGAAGGUAUGCCGAUUAACGUUUUUUCCGAAAAGAAUAUCACUGAAAUCGAAGUCUUGACGAGACAUCACUUUAGUUCGAAGUUGCAAAGAAUGAGCUGUGUCAUCAAAUCAUUAACAAGUGGAAAACACUACUCCGUCUUGAAGGGAUCCCCAGAGGCUGUCGGUCGAUUACUCGCUGUCAAACCCCAGGGGUAUGACGAGAAAGCGGCUUAUCUAUCAAAAGAAGGGUACAGAAUGAUUGCCUUGGCACUAAAGCCACUCGGAUCGAACGACGAAAUUGCCGCAGCGCAGGAUUCUCGUGCAAGUUGUGAGAAGGAUAUGCGGUUUGCUGGAUUCAUAGCAUUUACAUGCAGGGUCCGAAAGGAUACCGCAGCGGUAUUGUUAAGGCUAAAAGAAGGUGGGAUGAGUAUCGCUAUGGUUACGGGUGACGCAUUACUUACUGCAAUUCAUGUAGCUAAGGAAGUUAGUAUCAUCGAGCCAUUGGGACACAAGUCUGAGUCGGACUAUCUUUUGACGGAACAAAAUGAAGAGAUCAGGAAAUUAAUCCAGAAGAAAAGAGGGGUUGUGAAAGAGGUUAGUAAGAAGAAAAAAGAAUUUCACCCUAUCCUUCUACUAAAGGAAUCAAAGGGAUCUCUCUAUUGGGAAAACUAUGAAACUGGAGAAAAAGUUGAUGACUUUGAUGCCUCUCUGAUCCCAAACCUUUCCAAGAGCAACCAUCUUGCAACUACUGGCAAAUGCCUGGCACUUGCGCUCGAGAGCGACGAUACAACUAGAAGUGUUUUGGGUUAUUUCAAAGUUUUUUCGAGAAUGACACCUGAUGCAAAAGAGACAGUGAUUGAGUGUCUACAUUCUGUGGGUUCUACCUGUCUAAUGUGUGGUGACGGUGCCAAUGACGUAGGUGCAUUGAAGGGCGCUGACGUUGGUGUGGCACUGUUGACUGGAUUUGGGGAUAUCAAUGUUGACAAGACAGAUGAAAAGUCAGACAAAGCCUCUGGGAAAAAAGAAAACGAAGCCCAAUUUACUGCAAUUAUGAGUCAAGAUCAACUGAAUCAGAUCCGUGCGCUGCCGGUUUCACUCCUGAAGAUGAAAAUCCGAUCAAUCGGUGUAGAUCCUGCCAAAUAUCCUGAACUCGUCGAGAAGGAGGAUUUGGUCCAAUUGUAUCAGAUCAAGGUUAGAGAAGGAGCGUUGAAACGACACCAAGCGAAAAAUGCGAAAGACAAAAAAAAUAUGACUGCAGCCGAAAAGAGACAAGAGUCUCAGCGCGUCACCAGGGAAAGGCAAGAGAAACUAUUGAAAAGAACUGCCGAGUUGGAAGCUCAAGGCGUUUCCUGGGCAUCUUUCAAGGCUAUGAAAGAGAUUAUUGCAGAAGAAACAGCAGCUACAAGAGCAAAAAAUGGAAUUGUGAAAGGUGGGGGUGUCGAAGCCUCUGCUGGUUUAAUGGCGCAACAAUUCGAUGAUUUGGAUAGUGGCGAAUUGCCGAUGGUCAAACUCGGGGAUGCUAGUAUUGCAGCACCGUUUACAAGCAAAAUGCCGAGUAUCAAGAGUUGUGUUGAUAUUGUUCGGCAAGGAAGAUGCACUCUUGUCUCAAGUAUUCAGAUGGUAUGUUURUGUCUAUCUGUCGUUGUUGAUUAUUUUAUCGUUCCAUUUUGGGUCGCUGGUCGUGAUCAAAAUUUACUCACAGUUCAAUAUUGUUUUUCUUUUCUACUGUACUCAGUAUCAAAUUAUGGCCCUUCAAUGCCUAAUUAGCUCGUAUUCGUUAUCAGUUCUAUAUCUCGAUGGUGUGAAGUAUGGUGAUACACAGAUGACAGCUAUGGGAAUGCUCGGUUCGAUUUCUUUCAUGUCUGUUUCACGUUCGAAACCUCUCGACAGGUUAUCUAACGUCCGCCCUUUGACAUCAAUCUUUCAUCCAGCCCUAUUCAUCAGUCUUUUGGGGCAGUUCACAAUCCAUCUGGCUACAAUGAUGAUCGCAGUUUACUACGCGAAGCAAAAUUUACCUCCAGACUAUGACGCCGACUUGGAUGGCGCAUUCAAGCCUGGAAUCUUGAACACGGUAGUUUUCCUUGUCAGUAAUGUACAACAAGUGACCGUUUUUGUUGUAAAUCUUCAAGGAAGGCCUUUCAUGACUGGAUUGACAGAGAACCGUCCGCUGCUAUGGAGUUUGGUCUGCACUUUCAUUUUGACAUUUAUGUUUGCAUCCGAAAGCAUUCCAAGUCUGAACAAGUACUUCCAGCUAGUUCCUUUCCCCGAAGAAUCUUUCCGAGAUUUCGUGUUGAAGCUUCUCAUGUUUGAUGUUGCGGGCUCGUUUUUAUUCGAUCGCUUGAUGAAAUUCAUUUUCGCUCCUCAAAUCUUGUUUGCGAGUUUGAAGGGUACAACAAUCAAGGAUGCGCUCGGCCUUGGCAGAACAGUGGGUGUUAUAUUUUUCCUUAUGUACAGCUUACUUGGAAACGAGGAUCAAUGGGAAGAAUUAAUGUUGCAAGAGGGAAGAUUUGAGGAACUUGGUUUGAAUUCAACAGAGAAUAUCACCAACGCAACGGAAAAUCUCCUUGACGACGUGACUGAAGUAAUGGAGACAGUCUAUGACGAAUUUUAAGGAACGUACAAGUAGCAAUAAAUUGAAAAUAGUAAUAUUGAUUACCGGUGGUGCGAGGUCAUUUUAGGUUCUUUCAAUUCGCACGAUGAUUUAGUUAAAAAAAUCUGUCGAAAUCC